Anguilla anguilla (European eel) is the source of this 14294-nucleotide messenger RNA. It is a transcript of the gene celsr3, whose product is annotated as cadherin, EGF LAG seven-pass G-type receptor 3. Gene Ontology annotation, biological process: cell surface receptor signaling pathway; homophilic cell-cell adhesion; G protein-coupled receptor signaling pathway. Lineage: Eukaryota; Metazoa; Chordata; Actinopteri; Anguilliformes; Anguillidae. The record is from RefSeq and is a predicted model, not a curated record. Gene Ontology annotation, molecular function: calcium ion binding; G protein-coupled receptor activity. Gene Ontology annotation, cellular component: plasma membrane.
UGGCGACCUAGCCGGGGACGGGAAAGAGAGAGAGAGAGAGAGUGAGAGAGACCCACACACAAUCAGUGAGGAAGAGGGAAAGAGAGAGAAAGAGAGAGGGAGAAAGGGGGAGAGCAGGGAUCUUACCAGACUAAUGGCUGCACUGCUCGUGGGAUUUCGCCUAAUUUUUCGACUCCUGAUCCUCCUGCCUCUCAGCUCUUUGUUUGCCGACGGACUGGGGAGGGGAGCGGCGCGCUGCAGCCGGACUUCGGGCUCGUACCCCGUCCCUGGACCCGGCAAGAGAGCGAACCAUUGCGGUGGACCGGUGGUCUUGGCCGGAGUCGAUUCAGAGAUCCGUCCAUGGUGGAUUUUACAGUCUGCCUGCCGUGCCUCAAAAUGUCACGUCUGGGGCUGCAUUAGUCGGGAGGGCGCAUGUCGGAGCCUGAACGCGUUAACACCUUCGUGCUCUGGAAUCGGAGAUGCACAAAGAGCAGCUCGGGGACAGCGGCCACGGACUGUGUGCCGUCAUCUCCCGUCAGGUACGAGGACCCGCGGGGGAAGGGGCGUUGUUCCACCUUUUCUCUCAUCCCCGAUACAAUAUGGAAAAAAGCCGUCUGUGCAAAGGACUAGAACGAACACACGGUUACCCUCCCUUCGGUUGCUUUCUCCCUUUGCUAAAGUCGCCGCAGGGGGAGUCUUUGUGAGUGACCAACGCUUGGGAGGUGAAAGUGAUGUGUGCAGAUUGCUGCUUGUCUUUACACGGGCCAGCGCCCAGCGUCCCGGGCCCAGCCGUUGGGCCAGUUCUGUAGCACAGGAGAAUCCCCGCUGUCUGCUUUCAGUCUCUUACUUUUACCAUGAUCUAUAUUUUGAGGUGGACACUGGCGAUAAUGACGAAUGUAAUUGUAGCAGUUACAGUUUUAUUGAUGUCGUCAGCGAUGUUUGCAAUUCGAUCGCUACAGCUGGUGACACUGAGAGCCGCGCGCGCAGGCCCUACCCGAGUUAUGUGUUCUCAGCAGCAGCAGACAGCGCGAGCGGGUGCUCAGAGUCGCACCUGAUUAUGAAGCGCGCUGUCGCGCGUGUUCAUUGUGCCCACCGAGAUGGCUGCCACUGUCUAGCUGUGGAUGGAGUGAAAACACGACCAAACAGAAGUAUUUUAUUACACCCGAUCGAUAAGGCUUGCGGCGCGAGUGCAUCAUCAAACUCAAACAGCGGAACAACUCCAGAGAAGGGAAAGGGUUCGCCGGUGUCUCUGUCCAACAGCAGGAGAAGCACAGGGAGGACACGCACCCGCGGGGAAAGGGGUGUUCCAGCUCGAUCCAAAGGCUCUUCCCAGGGGAUUCCGGCCCGCCACAGGCGUCCCGAGUGCGAUGUGUCAGUGAGUAAUCCAGACUCCCAGAACCGCUGUCAUAUUCCCGCUAAUGGCACAACUCAAGUCAACGGGGAGUAUGCUGCCCAUACUAGGGCAAAUGUCCAUUCUGUGUCUUCUGUUAUUUCCAAAACUUCCGCAACUCAAUCUUCUGAUCUUUCUGAAGUUGCUCCUUUCUCUCACUCCGCGGGCUCCCCCAUCAACCUCAGAGCAUCUUCUAACGCCGAUCCGUCUGCUGUAGUGUCAGCUGUUCGUGCUGCUCUCGAAACAAAUGUUGCUAACGACGAUAUCACCAAAAGCGGCCGUGACGUUACUCUCGCGUUGAAUUUGCCCGAGCUUUCUGAAGUUCUGCACUCCAGAGAACUGCACCGCUCAGAACAGGCGCUGUGCUCCACGGCUCGCGCUGGUAAUCUAAAGCAAUCAGCACCACCAGUCCAAUGGACAGCUCCCAUCACAAGUUUGCCUCGUCGCGCAUGGCUGGAAGAAAAAAUACUUUCAGAUGUAAUACAUUGGAGGAUUACAAAUAACCUGAACAACAACAACAACAACAACAAUAACAAAAACAACAUCAACAACAACAACAAUAAUAAUAACAAUGACAAAAACAACAACAACAACCAUAACAGCAACAACAGCAAGGAAGAUCCCGAUGAGACGAACAGAAAUCUAAGCGGUGAAGGUUUAGAUGCUGAGGGAAGUCAGGGAACGACUCCGCGAGUACAUUCCCAGCAUACACCACGGGAGGAGUUCCCGAAGGAGAGCUGCCACGAUGCGUGUGUUGACGCUGCAACUCGCAAAGGCUUAAACACCGAUGAGGGAGUCACGCGCCUGCAAUUAAAAGCCGGUAAAUUAGUGGCAUUACAACGCGGAGGUGUCAGUCAGCUGCGGGAGCAGCUGGGUCGCGAGGCCCAGGGGCAGAGGAGAGAAGGUGGGGAAGAGGAGGAGGCGGGGGAGUGGCAGGGUCCAGGAAAAACAAAGGCAACAAAAUGGACAGAUGUGAUUGAGCAAAGAAAAGGGAAAGGUCAUAAAAACAGCUCACAGGCAGAGGGAGGAAAAAACAGUGACACAUGGAGAGGGGGACAGAGCUAUGAGAACAGAGAAACCGAGGGCUACGAGGGUGGAGGUGGAGAAAAAGGGGAUGAGAACAGAGAAAAAGAGGGAUAUAAGGGUAGAGGUGGAGAAGAAGAGGAUGAGAACAGAGAAACAGAGGGAUAUAAGGGUAGAGGUGGAGAAGAGGAGGAUGAGGACAGAGAAACAGAGGGAUAUAAGGGUAGAGGUGGAGAAGAAGAGGAUGAGAACAGAGCAAGAGGGAGAUAUGAGGAUGAUGAGAAAGAGGGAGAGGGCGAUGAGGACAGGAAAAGAGAAGGAGAGGGGGAUGAGAAGAAUGAGAGGGAAGUACACAAGGAUGCAGAGAGAGGAGGAGGUGUGCAUAAAGACAGCGGAGGAGAGGGGGGUGAGGAAGAGCGGGAGAGAGCGCCGGGCCGUUCCAGGCGAGCGGCGAACAGGCACCCCCAUUUCGCCCAGUACAAUUACCAGGUGCAGGUGGCCGAGAACCAGCCGCCGGGCACCUCGGUCAUCGCCAUGGCAGCGCAGGACCCGGACGCGGGGGAGGCGGGGCGUCUGAGCUACAGCAUGGCGCCGCUCAUGAACAGCCGGUCCAUGGACUUCUUCCACAUCGACCCGGCCACCGGCCUGAUGAGCACCACGCAGGUGCUGGACCGCGAGCACAUGGACCUGCACUACUUCCGCGUGACCGCGGUCGACCACGGCUCGCCGCGCCUCUCCGGCACCACCAUGGUCGCCAUCACCGUGUCCGACCGCAACGACCACUCGCCCGUCUUCGAGCAGGGCGAGUACCGCGAGACCAUCCGCGAGAACGUGGAGGAGGGCUACCCCAUCCUGCAGCUGCGCGCCACCGACCUGGACGCGCCCUCCAACGCCAACAUCCGCUACCGCUUCGUGGGCGACGCGGCGGCCGCGCGGGCCGCCUUCGAGAUCGACCCGCGCUCGGGGCUGAUCGCCACGCGGGGCCCCGUCGACCGGGAGACCGUGGAGCGCUACACCCUGCAGGUGGAGGCCAGCGACCAGGGCAAGGAGCCCGGCCCGCGCUCGGCCACGGUCCGGGUCUACAUCACCGUGCUGGACGAGAACGACAACGUGCCGCAGUUCACGGAGAAGCGCUACGUGGUGGCGGUGCGCGAGGACGUGCGGCCGCACUCGGAGGUGCUGCGCGUCAGCGCCACGGACCACGACAAGGACGGCAACGCCGCCGUCCACUACAACAUCAUCAGCGGCAACAGCCGCGGCCAGUUCUCCAUCGACAGCGUGACGGGCGACAUCCAGGUGGUGGCGCCCCUGGACUUCGAGGCGGAGAGGGAGUACACGCUCCGGGUGCGGGCGCAGGACAACGGGCGCCCGCCCCUCUCCAACAACACCGGCAUCGUCAGCGUGCAGGUGACCGACGUCAACGACAACCCGCCCAUCUUCGUCUCCACGCCCUUCCAGGCCUCCGUGCUCGAGAGCGCCCCCGUAGGCCACUCCAUCCUGCACAUCCAAGCUAUCGACACCGACUCAGGGGACAACGCUCGGCUGGAGUACCGGCUGACGGGGACCAGCUCGGACACUCCCUUCGUGGUAAACUCGGCCACGGGCUGGGUGACCGUGAGCUCGGAGCUGGACCGCGAGGCGGUGGAGCAUUAUUUCUUUGGCGUGGAGGCCAGGGACUACGGAGCCCCGUCCCUCUCGGCCUCUGCCAGCGUCACCAUCACCGUCAUGGACGUGAACGACAAUCGGCCCGAGUUCCUGCAGAAGGAGUACUUUGUGCGCCUGAACGAGGACGCGGCCGUCGGCACGAGCGUGGUCAGCGUGACCGCCGUCGACCGCGACGUCAACAGCGCCGUCACCUACCAGAUCACGGGGGGCAACACGCGGAACCGCUUCGCCAUCAGCACGGCGGGCGGCGGGGGGCUGCUCUCCCUGGCGCUGCCGCUCGACUACAAGCAGGAGCGGCGGUACGUGCUGACGGUGACCGCCUCCGACCGCACGCUGCACGACACCUGCCAGGUGCACGUCAACAUCACCGACGCCAACACGCACCGGCCCGUGUUCCAGAGCGCCCACUACUCGGUGAGCGUGAACGAGGACCGGCCGCCGGGCAGCACGGUCGUGGUCAUCAGCGCCACGGACGAGGACGUCGGCGAGAACGCCCGCAUCACCUACUUCCUGGAGGACAACAUCCCGCAGUUCCGCAUCGACCCCGCCAGCGGCGCCAUCACCCUGCUCACCGAGCUGGACUACGAGGACCAGAUGACCUACACGCUGGCCAUCACCGCGCGCGACAACGGCAUCCCGCAGAAGUCCGACACCACCUACGUGGAGGUGAACGUGAACGACGUGAACGACAACGCGCCGCAGUUCCUCAGCCCGCGCUACCAGGGCGCGGUGAGCGAGGACGCCCCGCCCUUCACCAGCGUGCUCCAGAUCUCCGCCACCGACCGCGAUGCCCACGCCAACGGCCGCGUGCAGUACACCUUCCAGAACGGCGAGGACGGCGACGGCGACUUCACCAUCGAGCCCACCUCGGGCAUCGUGCGCACCGUCCGCCGGCUGGACCGCGAGAGCACGCCGUUCUACGAGCUGACGGCCUACGCGGUGGACCGCGGCGUGCCCCCGCAGCGCUCCCCGGUGCACAUCCAGGUCACCGUGCUGGACGUCAACGACAACGCGCCCGUCUUCCCGGCGGACGACUUCGAGGUGCUGGUGAAGGAGAACAGCGUGGUCGGGUCGGUGGUGGCCCAGAUCACGGCCAGCGACCCGGACGAGGGCCCCAACGCGCAGAUCAUGUACCAGAUCGUGGAGGGGAACAUCCCGGAGAUCUUCCAAAUGGACAUCUUCUCCGGGGAGCUGACCUCGCUCAUCGACCUGGACUACGAGGUGCGGUCGGAGUACGUGAUCGUGGUCCAGGCCACCUCGGCGCCGCUGGUGAGCCGGGCCACGGUGCGAAUCCGCCUGGUGGACCAGAACGACAACGGGCCGCUGCUCCGCGACUUCCAGAUCAUCUUCAACAACUUCGUCUCCAACCGGUCCAACAGCUUCCCGAACGGCGUGAUCGGGCGCGUGCCGGCGCACGACCCGGACGUGUCCGACCGGCUGCACUACUCCAUCCAGCGCGGCAACGAGCUGCACCUGCUGCUGCUCAACCACAGCAGCGGCGAGCUCCGCCUCAGCCGCAAGCUGGACAACAACCGCCCGCUCACCGCCAACAUGCUGGUCACCGUCUCCGAUGGGAUCCACAGUGUUUCUGCGCAGUGUAUUCUCAGAGUGUUGAUCAUCACCGAGGACAUGCUGAGCAGCAGUGUGACGGUGCGCCUGCAGAACAUGUCCCAGGAGCACUUCCUGUCGCCGCUGCUCGCUCACUUCCUGGAGGGCGUGUCGGCCGUGCUGUCCGUGCCCCAGGAGGACGUGUUCGUGUUCAACAUCCAGCCCGACGUGGAGGCGGGGGACGUCCUGAACGUCAGCUUCUCCGCCGCUCUGCCGGGGGGGCGCUUCUUCCCCUCCGAAGCCCUGGAGGAGCGGCUGUACCUCAACCGGCCACGCCUCACCUCUCUGGCCCAGAUGGAGGUGCUCCCAUUCGACGACAACGUGUGCCUGCGCGAGCCGUGCCAGAACUACAUGAAGUGCAUCUCCGUCCUGCGCUUCAACAGCUCCGCCCCCUUCAUCGCCUCCCCCACCAUCCUGUUCCGGCCCAUCCACCCAAUCGCGGGCCUGCGCUGCCGCUGCCCCGUCGGCUUCACCGGCGACUACUGCGAGACGGAGAUCAACCUGUGCUACUCCAACCCCUGCCUGAACGGGGGCGUGUGCGCCCGCCGAGAGGGCGGCUACACCUGCAUCUGCCGCGAAAGCUACACAGGUGAGCACUGUCAGUGGGACUGGCGGCAGGGUCGCUGUGCCCCGGGCAUGUGCCGAAACGGGGGGAAGUGCCGGGCGGAGCCCAAGGGGGGGUUCCACUGUGAGUGCCCGGCCGGCGGGUACGAGCGCCCGGACUGCGCCAUCACCACCCGCUCCUUCCCCCCCAAAUCCUUCAUCAUGUUCCGCGGCCUCCGGCAGAGGUUCCACCUCACCGUCUCCCUCUCCUUUGCUACUCUGGAGAGCCGAGGCCUACUGCUGUAUAACGGCCGCUUCAAUGAGAAGCACGACUUCCUGGCGCUCGAGAUCCUGGACGGACAGGUGCAGCUGACGUACUCCACAGGUGAAUCCUCCACCCAGGUGAGCCCUUACAUACCGGGAGGCGUAAGCGAUGGUGACUGGCACACCGUCCACAUACACUACUACAACAAGCCCAAGCGGAGCAUGAACGGGGAGGGCCAGGGCCCGUCGGAUGAGAAGGUGGCGGUGGUCAGCGUGGACGACUGCGACACCGCCGUGGCCCUCAGGUUCUACCAGCACCUGGGAAACUACAGCUGCGCCGCCCAGGCCCGGCAGACCAGCUCCAAGAAGUCUCUGGAUCUCACAGGACCCCUCUUUCUGGGAGGGGUGCCAAAUUUGCCCGAGAGCUUUCGCUUUGUGACUCGAGAGUUCAUUGGCUGCAUGAAGGAUCUUCACAUCGACAACCGACCCCUGGACCUGGCUGGCUACAUUGCCAACAAUGGCACCCUCCCUGGCUGCAGCGCCAAGCUUCCCUUUUGCAAGUCCAACCCCUGCCAAAAUGGAGGCACAUGUCGAGUGAGCUGGGAAACAUUUUCCUGUGACUGCCCCCUAGGGUUUGGGGGGAAGGACUGCAGCCAUGUGAUGCCUCACCCUCAUCGUUUUCUGGGAAAUAGCGCCCUCUGGUGGGACCUGAAAAAUGACGUUACCAUUUCCACCCCCUGGUACCUGGGCCUGGUGUUCCGCACACGGGGGCGCGAUGGGGUGCUGCUGCAGGCACAAGCCGGGCAGUACACCAGCCUGCUGUUCCAGCUGAUGGGGGGGCAGCUGGUGUUCUCCAUCAGCCGGGGCUCGGCCCGGGCGGCCCGCCUGCGCCUGGACCAGGUGCAGGUGAGCGACGGGCGCUGGCACGACCUGCAGCUGGAGCUGAGAGACGUCCGCAGCGGCGCCGAGACUCGCUACGUGGCCACCGUCCGCCUGGACUUCGGCCUGUUCCAGGGCACGGUGAUUGUGGGUAAUGAACUGCACAGCCUGAAGGUGAAGCACCUGCAUGUGGGGGGCGUCCUCGGAUCGGGGGAGGUGCAGAGCGGAAUGAGGGGCUGUAUCCAGGGAGUACGUUUGGGGGUGAGACCUGAUGCACCCCCUCUGCCCCGCCCAACCCGAGCUGUGAAGGUAGAGGUUGGCUGCAGCGUAGGGAAUCCCUGCAACUCCUCCCCCUGUCCCGCCCACAGCCAGUGUGCUGACCAAUGGGAACGCCACUCCUGCGUGUGCGAGCCAGGUUACUAUGGUAAGAGCUGCACAGAUGCGUGCCAGCUGAACCCGUGUGAGAAUGAGGCUCAGUGUCACCGUAAGCCCAACUCAUCCCACGGCUACGCCUGUGACUGCGGGGACGACCACUACGGACAGUACUGCCAGAACAAGAUGGACCAGCAGUGCCCUCGUGGAUGGUGGGGCAACCCCACAUGCGGACCCUGCAACUGUGAUGCCAGUAAAGGCUUUGAUCCUGACUGCAAUAAGACCAGCGGCCUGUGCCUCUGCAAGGAGUUCCACUACCGCCCCCGGGGCAAGGACACCUGCCUGCCGUGCGACUGCUACCCGGUGGGGUCCUUCUCUCGGUCAUGUGACCCAGAGAAUGGGCAGUGCCAGUGUCGGCCCGGCGUGAUUGGCCGCCAGUGUAACGCGUGUGACAACCCCUUCGCUGAGGUCACACAGGCUGGCUGUGAGGUGAUCUAUGAUGGAUGCCCUAAGACCGUUACCUCCGGGAUCUGGUGGCCUAGGACCAAGUUCAGCCUCCCGGCAGCUGUGCCCUGUCCCAAAGGCUCUGUGGGUGCAGCGAUAAGGCAUUGUGAUGUGGAGAGGGGCUGGGUGGAUCCUGAUCUGUUUAACUGCACUUCCCCUCCGUUUGUGGAGCUCAAUGCAGCGCUGGAGUCAGUAGAGAGGAAUGAGACAGAGCUCAGCACCAUAGCGGAGAAGAAACUGGCUCAUCAGCUGCGUGAUGUCACAGAGGCCACGUCCCGUCUCUAUGGAAACGACCUGCAGAUCGCCGAGCGGCUGCUGUCCCGGCUGCUGGCCUUCGAGAGUCGACAGAGCGGCUUCGGUCUGACCGCCACGCAAGACGCCCACUUCAACGAGAACGUGCUGCGGGGCUGCAGCGCCCUCUUGGGCCCGGGCAGUGCGGCGCUGUGGCGCGGGCAGAGCGGGGCGGGCGAGCGCGGAGCCGCGGGCCUCACAGAGCUGCUGGAGCUGUACGCUCGAACCCUGGCCCAGAACAUGAAGCUCACCUACCUCAACCCUGUGGCCCUGGUGGCUCCCAACAUUGUGAUGAAUCUGGACCGCGUGGAGAACCACACUCAUGUUCGCCGGCGUUUCCCUCGGUACCACAGCAGCCUGUUCCGUGGCCAGACUCCCUGGGAUCCUCACACACACGUGGUGCUGCCCCCUGCUGUCCUGGUCCCGCAACGACCCUCCGUGCCCUACCCCAGCAGCCUCCACACGCCGGUUAGCGUUUCGACCAAUCACACCGCAGAGAUCUCUGUAGCCAAGCGCACUGUCACCCCGCCAGACCCGCCAAUCACCAUCGUGAUACUGCUGAUCUACCGCAGCCUGGGAUUGGCUCUCCCUGCCAAGUACCACACCGACCGCCGCGGAGUCAGACUCCCCAGGCACCCUGUGAUGAACUCUCCCAUCGUAAGCGUUUCUGUCUACAAUAACCAGUCCUUCCUGGAGGGGAUGCUAGAGUCCCCUCUCCUGCUGGAGUUCCGCCUCCUUCAGACAACCAAUCGCAGCAAGCCUCUGUGUGUGCAAUGGAACCACAGCAGCCUGCUGGAAACAGGGGGCUGCUGGACAGUGAGGGACUGCAGCGUGGUGUACAGGAACACCUCGCAUGUGCGCUGCCAGUGUCAGAAACUGGGCACUUUCGGGGUCCUGAUGGACAGCUCCCAGCGCGAGCAGCUGGAGGGGGAUUUGGAGACUCUGGCCGUGGUGACGUAUUCCUCCCUGUCGGUGUCCCUGUUGGCUCUGCUCCUGACCGUCAUGGUCCUGUCUUGCCUGAGAGGGCUGAAGUCCAACACCCGCAGCAUCCACUCCAACAUGGCCGCCGCCAUCUUCCUGUCUGAGCUCGUCUUCCUGCUGGGCAUCAACCAGACUGAGCAACAGUUCCUGUGUACUGUCAUUGCCAUCCUGCUGCAUUACUUCUUCAUGGCCACUUUUGCCUGGCUGUUUGUGGAGGGGCUGCACAUCUACCGCAUGCAGACGGAAGCUCGGAACAUCAACUACGGAGCCAUGAGGUUCUACUACGCCAUAGGCUGGGGUGUGCCCGCCAUCAUCACAGGCCUGGCUGUGGGGCUGGAUCCUGAAGGCUAUGGGAACCCGGAUUUCUGCUGGAUCUCUGUCCAUGACAAGCUCAUCUGGAGCUUCGCUGGACCCAUUGGCAUUGUUAUUGUGAUGAAUGGCGGGAUGUUUAUGAUUGUUGCGCGCAUGUCCUGCAGCCCCACACAGAAGGAAACCAAGAAACAGUCGGUUGUUGCCACCAUACGCAGUGCCACCAUCCUGCUGGUCCUGGCCAGCUCCACCUGGUUCUUUGGGCUGAUGGCUGUGAAUAACAGUGUUCUGGCCUUCCACUACCUCUACACUGUGCUGUGCUGCUUACAGGGUGUGGCGGUGUUGCUGGUGUUCUGCCUGUUGAAUGCAGAGGUGCAGGAGGCCUGGAAACUCUCCUGUUUGGGGAAGAAGAGCCCAGCUGAGGAUCCACCACACACCUCCCAAAUCACUGGCCCAAAUCCCUACAACAGCGCCUCCUUGCUGGAACAGAGUGGACUGCACCGCAUCACCCUGGGAACCUCCACCAUCUCCUCAGUCAGCAGUGCACGAGAGAACCUGCUGGCCAGACAAACCCUGGAGCAGAACCUCCUCAGUCACACAGGAGCCACUGACCUGGAUGUAGCCAUGUUCCACCGAGACGGAGGGGAAGAUUCGGACUCGGACUCAGACCUCUCUCAGGACGAGGAGUGCAGUCUGUCCAUCCCAUCCUCUGAGAGCGAGGACAACGUUCGUCUCCGCGGGCGCAUCCAGCGACGGUUCAAACGCUCCAAUCACAGUGAGCGGCUGCUCACGGAGCCCGCCCACAAUGGUACCAAAGACCUAGAUGGGAACGACUUGCUCUCCUAUUGGCCAGCGUUGGAGGAGUGCGAGGCUCACUCGUUACAGAAGUGGGGCUCAGAGCGCCGCCUAGGGGCGGACUUCAGUAAGGACGCCGCCAACAACAACCAGCCCGAUGCAGCGCUGACCAGCGGAGAUGAGAGCGGACUGACACAACCCCAUCGCCACCGCAAGGGCAUCCUGAAGAACCGUUUGGGCUGCCCCCCUGCCCUGUCCUCCAUGGGCCGCGUCCCGAGCGAGCUGUCCUGGUACCGCACCUCCACGCUGGGCCACCGGGCGGUGCCGGCCGCCUCGUACGGGCGCAUGUACUCCGGGACGGGGUCGCUCUCCCAGCCGGCCUCCCGCUACUCGUCCCGCGAGCACCUGGACUCGCUGUCCCGCCGGCAGCUCUCCCGGGACCCGCUGGGGCGCCCGGCGGCGGGCGGCGGGGGGUCCCGGGACGGCCUGGAGCAGGCCCCCCCGAGCCGGCACGGCUCCCGGGACAACCUGGACCUGCUGCCGCGGCGGCGGGAGCCGGCGGGGCCGGCGCCGCGGGAGAACCUGGGCGCCUCGCGGGACCGGCUGGACGCCGCCCCCGGCGCCCACGCCUCGCGGGAGGACCUGGCGGGGUCCCGCGCCCAGCUCCACCCGCUGCUGCAGCGGCAGGCGUCCCGCGAGCACCUGGGCGGGGCGCUGAUGAGCAGCCGCUCCCGCGAACAGCUGGAGAGCGGCGGCGGCGGCGGCGGGGGCGGGGCCGGGGCCGGGGCCGGGGGCGGGGCGGCGCCCUGCAGGGAGUGGCUCCGCACCCUGCCCCCCCGCCAGACCUCGCACCCGGAGCAGCCCCACCACCCCCCCUCGCCCCCUCCCCCCAUCGCUGAGCAGCAGGAGCCUCAGGACCCCCCCCCCUCACGCGGCAGACUGGACUCGGCCCCGCCCUGUAGGUACCCCUCCCCCCCUGCCCCGCCCAGCCGACACCCGUCCAACGAGCACCUGGACAUUCUGUCCUCCAUCCUGGCCUCCUUCAGCUCCUCAGUGCUCGCCCCUCCCACUCCACCUCCUCUCGGACCCUCCCCCUCUCCCCCUCACUCUACUACCUCCCACAGCAUCUCCGAAAUCUCCCCGGACACUGAAAUGAACAGAAGUGAAGGGCAGUCUUGAUGACACACCCAUAUCCCACAAUGCACUCUGUCUGUACCACAGCACAGGGGACAGCAGGACAGAGACCACUGAGGCAUCCUGGGAUACUGGGGGACUUUUGCAUGCCACAGUUGACAGGAUGUGAGCAGGAAAAGAUGGCGGAAGGAGAGAAAAAAUGGAAGAGAGGGAGGGAAGAAUGGUAUUUACACCGUGAUGACCUUUUGACCAGACGCACUACACACACAAAAGAGGAGGGAGCAACAGUUUAAAAACAAACCUGUAAAUACGUUUUUUUAUACAUUUUGUAUCUUUUUCAUCAGAGAUGGGAAAAAAAACAUUUCUAUUGUGUUGUUUUUAAAUUUGACGAUAUUGUCCAGCAAGAAAAGUGUGUAAAGAUGUUUCUCCAGGUUUGAGGGAGGGGGGAGGGGUUAGAACAUUGGAUAAGACAAAACUCUGUGACCUUUACCCUGGAAGCUAACCCUGAUGAAACACAACACAAUUUCAUAUGUCUGUACAGUGGACCUCCAUCUUUGGGGUGUGUCAGUGUUUGAAACUCUGUUUGAAAAACUGAUAUGCUGGUAAACUAGUCUCUCCAGAAGACAGACAUUCUCAUUAUGACAGUGCCGCCUAUUUUUUUAUAUUUUAUUUAUUUAUUUAUUUUUAUGAUAGUAUUCAAAAGCAGUAUUCAAAGAUCGCCAUACCAUUAACCAGAAAAGAAAAUGGUGCAUUAAUCAUUAAUUCAUAUCAAAUACACUCAUCAGAUACACAUGGAAUAUUUUCUUGAUUUAAUUCAUAAUUGUUCUGUUAUGUAAAUAAUAGCUUUUAAAACAGACAGUCAGUACAGACCCAAAUUUUAAAAUUUUCUCUAUUCGGACUGCAGAACUCUAAUCCCCAGCAUUAAACAUUACAGAACUUUAUUUUUAUGCGACAGCUGCCACACUUAGAGUGUAGGUGGCUCGCUAAGCUGUUUAGAGAGAACAAAAACAUGUCUAAUAUUAUCUAAUAUUUUUUCUGGCGCACAGUUUUUAAAAAAAUGGAAACUCAUUUUUCUUUGGCUUAAGUCUAGGAUUGUGUCUUCAGGUUCUUGUGGCUUUAAAACGGCCUUUGUGUCCAAGGCUGGGGGCGUGGCCAGAGAACCUGACAUCACAUUUUUACCAGCCUAUUGGGAGAAAGGGUUGCAGUACAGGACAUUGUGUAUGGAGUGUUUUGAUUGUUGGGGUGGGUGGGGGGUGGUGGGGAGGGUACUGAGCAGAAGGGGGUUUAUUUGUGACGGUUUUAAUGGGAUGCUAUAGGAAGCAUCAAUGGUACGAGCUACAUGAGAAUGUCACAGUGCUGCAGCAUGUACACGUCAGUCUGGCCCUCGGGCUCUUCAUAUAAACGUGGAAAACCCAGCUCAGUGUUCUGUGGAAUCACGGCAUAUUUAAAUCAAACAGGUUUUUUUUCAGAAGAGGGAAGGAUGAAAAUGAAUUUUAAAUUAAUUUGCGGAGGAAGGACGCUAUGAGGAGCAAGAUGGCGGGGAAUGGUGCAUAAAAGGAAUAACGGAAAGAUUUAAAGAGAAGACAGCAACAGAGGCACAGGGUUAAAACACAGACGCUCACAUGCUACACACGCAUGCACACAUACAGAACACAUGCAACACACGCAUGCAUGCACACAGUGCACAUGCAGCGCAGGCAUGCGGACAUACAGCACACAUGUAAUGCAUGCAUGUGCACAUACACAUGUAGCCAUGCGUGCACACAUGUACACACACCAUGCACAUGCACACAUUCAUGCAAAUGCAUGGAUGCAUCCACCUGCAGACCCACACGCACAUGCAUGGGAACACGUACCCGUGUACAUGCUCACAGACAAACGCACACACUUACUCGUGCACGCCCGUGCACGUGCACGUGUGUCCAGUGCUGUACGGGCGUACGACUGACCUUCGUUCUCUUCCUUUUGUUGUGCUAUUAAAUGAAAUGAUAAAAUGAUGUUUUUUUUUGCCAAAAAUCUCCCUGUCUGUUCUUCAGCACGGGGCUGUCCCUCCCACUCCCUUUAUCAUGUACAGACAGAUUUAUUUAUUUAAUUUAUAUGAAUUAAAAUUAAUUUAUGACUUUAUCGUUGCGCGUGUGUGUACAUUCAGAACCUCGCACCGUUCUGAGGUUGUGUGUGUAUGUGCAUACUUGCUAAAAUCAAAAUGAACAUGCAUUUGUGUGAGCGUAAGUGUGUGCGUUUGUGUGGGUGUUUGGCUGUUUCAUGUAAUCCUUGGCCUGGCUGUCCAACUGUGGACCAUAGGUAGGAAAAUGUUCAGAGAGAGAGAGAGAGAGAGAGAGAGAGAGAGAGCGAGAGCGAAAGCAAGACAGAAUGAAAGAGAGAGGUAGAAAGGGAAGGAUAUAUAUAGAGGUCUGUCUGUGUUGUUUUGUGUUUUCUUUGUUUUAUUGUGUUGUGGGGGGCUGCCCCAGAGACACAAGGAAAGCCGCUAUUCCUCAGUUUCCAUAGCAACUGUACAAAAGAAAUGUUGGACAUUAAAAGGAAAAAAUAAUUCUGUCAA